Messenger RNA from Oldenlandia corymbosa var. corymbosa, 1552 nucleotides. NCBI's taxonomy places the organism in Eukaryota, Viridiplantae, Streptophyta, Magnoliopsida, Gentianales, Rubiaceae. The record is from the annotation of a GenBank genome assembly.
AAAAAAAAAAAAAAAAAGGAAAGAAAAUACAAUAGAAAAGAUAGUUUGCUGCAGUUCACUCUUUCCAUCACCACCUCAGACCGCUAAUCGAAGUUCAUUGCCUGAGUAAGUCUUCCCUUUUGAUUAUUUCCCCUUCUGUUUGUGAAUUUCAUUCAAAAUAUCGGUGUUUUUGUACUGAUUCCACUAUGCAUGCAGUUCUUAUUCGCCCGUUGUUUUGUUGUUAAAAUUUUGUUAUACGCUGCAACAUUUUUUUUUUUUCUGGUUGUUUCUUUUUCUCAUUUAUUGUUUUUCGUUUGGCGAUUUCUUGGAUUUUUAGCCUAGGAUUACUGUUUCGGUCGUCAUGGAUUGUUGGCUAUCACUCUUCUGUUCAGGACUUUCAUGUUUUAACUAAGUCUGUUUUGGAUAAAUUGACUAUGGCCAACAGCGGAGAAGGGAUCGGAAAGAGUUCAGGAAACUCCCGGGUCAGCCUCAAUGAACGAAUUCUCUCCUCCAUGUCGCGAAAAACGGUUGCUGCUCACCCCUGGCAUGACUUGGAGAUUGGCCCCGGGGCACCCUCAACUUUCAAUUGUGUGGUUGAAAUUGGAAAAGGUAGCAAAGUGAAGUAUGAGCUGGACAAGGAUAGUGGACUUAUCAAAGUUGAUCGGAUUCUAUACUCAUCCGUUGUCUACCCGCAUAACUAUGGUUUCAUCCCUCGUACCAUUUGUGAAGAUGGUGAUCCCAUGGACGUCCUGGUCCUAAUGCAGGAACCCGUUCUUCCUGCAACUUUUUUACGUGCACGAGCUAUUGGUUUGAUGCCCAUGAUUGAUCAGGGUGAAAAAGAUGACAAAAUCAUAGCUGUGUGUGCCGAUGAUCCUGAGUUCCGACACUACAAGGACAUCAAGGAGCUUCCUCCUCACCGCCUUGCUGAAAUUCGCCGUUUUUUUGAAGACUACAAGAAGAAUGAGAACAAGUCAGUUGCCGUUGAAGAUUUUCUGCCUGCUGAUGCAGCUGUUGAUGCCAUCAGUUAUUCCAUGGAUCUUUACGCAUCUUACAUCGUUGAAAGCUUGAGGAGGUAAAGAAUUCAAGCAUGAGGGUGGUGUAGAUAUAUCAAACUGGAAGCUUCUAGGAUUGUAUGACACCUCCCUUUCGAAUGUUAGGAACAUGCCUAAUCUUACCCUAAAUUCUAACAUUGGAGCAUGUAUGGCUUUAAAUGAUACAUUAAAUUCGAAUUCCUAUGUGGCUCUGAUUGCCAUUUGCCAGUGGGAACAUUUAUAAAGUGGUUAUUACCUGGUAGGAUUUGAAUUUGUAUUACCUGUCACUGGUGAAGAUUGAUAAGCAAAUGGUGAACGCCUCUGGGAAUCUAUAUCAUGAACUGAAAGUGAUUUAACAUCGGAGAAGAGUAUUUGGUGCCAGAAACAUCAAAUGCCACUAAUUUGUGCGGGUUAUAUAUUCUAAACGUCAGCUUUACUUAUUAAGAGUUGAAAUAUGUUCCCCAGCCUUGUGAAAUUGAGUUGUUAAAUGAUUAGUGUAAUGAGCGAUUUUAGCUUAAACAUAUGCAUCUCCACUCUCCAGA